GUAAUGUUCCCGCAGGAACAAGGAAAUCGAAAACGUCCAGCAGCGGCUUCUGCGAUAAAGCCCCACCUCUGAAGGUGGAUGUGACCAGUGGACACAGUGUGUUUCCUUCAGGAUCCGCCAGUAAAUCCAGGCUUUGGAGUAACGUUACAGCUGAUAAUAUGGGGCUGCUAUCUGACCCAAACAGAAGACGGGCUUUGAUCAGCAUGCUGACUCGCCUCAAUGCCCCAAUCUGUGUGGUCUGCUACUUUGCCGGUGUGGCUUGGUUCAUGGGUUUGGCCUUUGAGCCGUUCACUCUGCGGACAUACAUGUCAGAGAAUGCCAUGGGCUCUACCAUGGUGGAGGAGCGCUUUCCAGCUGGGGAGAGAGCGCUGGCCACAGGGAGGGAGUUUGCAGCCCAUAAGAAGAAAGUUGGUGGGAUGCCAGUGGACUGGCUUGUGAAGAAUAUGCAGGAUCGAGGACUGGAAGUGUUUACUCAGAGCUUCUCUCGCACACUACCCUUCCCUGAUGAAAACAAAGAGCGAUAUAUUGUAAAAGGCACAAAUGUAUAUGGUAUCCUUCGAGCUCCUAGAGCUCCACGAACUGAAGCCUUGGUGCUGAGUGCUCCCUGCAGCCCAGGUGAUGGCAACAACCAGGCUGUGGGACUGCUUCUCGGCUUGGCUCAGUACUUCAGAAAUCAGAUUUACUGGGCCAAGGACAUCAUCUUCCUUGUCAAUGAGCAUGAUUUGAUUGGUAUGCAGGCCUGGUUGGAGGGCUACCAUCACACCAACACUACAGGUAUGUCGUGGUCUCCAUUACAAGGCCGUGGCGGAUCAAUUCAGGCAGCACUGUCCCUGGAGCUUAGCAGUGAUGUCAUCACCAGUUUGGACCUGGUACUGGAAGGCCUCAAUGGCCAGUUACCCAACCUGGACUUAGCAAACCUCUUCUAUGCCUUUUGUCAGAAGAUAGGAGUUCUUUGCACCAUCCAGGGCAAGCUGCAAAGGAACGAUUGGGAUAGCGUGUCAGGGUACAACCACGCUGUCCAGACUAUGAUGCUGAUGGUGAUGAAGCAGGCCAGUGGGCGGCCCUGGGGAGACCACGGCCUGUUUCUGCGCUACCACAUCGAAGCUGCAACCAUCAAGGGUGUCAACAGCUUCCGGCAGUACAAGACUGACGCCACUACCAUCGGCAGGCUGCUGGAAGGAAUGUAUCGUAAGCUGAAUAACCUCCUGGAGCGCCUGCACCAGUCCUACUUCUUCUACCUCAUGCCGUCACUCUCUCACUUUGUCUCUAUUGGAUACUACAUGCCAGCCUUCGGCCUGCUCGCCGUUAUUCUGCUGCUUCGUGCAUUAGACUUGUGGGUUCAACUCAAUACUCCACCAUCGACAACAGAGGAUGGAGUUGCUGACAUUGAUCAGCAGUCCAGUCCAGGAGUGCUGUCGGUGUUGACUCCUCUGGUGAUCAGCCACCUGACAGGAGUUGCUCUGUACGCGCUGCCGAUCCGUUUUCAGGAGACUGCUGUCGAACAUUUCCCUGUGUCUGAGACAGAGGCUGUGGUUCUGACAGCAAUUGCUAUUUACACAGCAGGCCUGGCGUUGCCGCAUAACACACACAGACUGCUGUCGGGGGAGGGCACGGAGCAGGGCUGGAGAGUGCUGAAGCUCGUCGCGGUGCUGUACCUGGCUGUGCUGCUGGGCUGCACUGCCCUCAUCAACUUCUCCUUAGGCUUCAUUCUGGCUCUCACUCUGGUGCCCUUAGCUGCCUUUGUCACACCCCACGUUCCAAAGGUUUUGUCAGCGUUCAUCUUGGUCAUCCUCAGCCCAGCUUGCACGCUCUUGUUUUCAGUCUUUUUCUUUCAAGAGCUGCAAGACAUGCCUGUCAGCUUCCAAGAUGGCUGGUUGCUGUAUCUAUCAGUCAUUUCACAGGGGAUCCUGGACCACUCCCUGUACGGAUCUUUAGUCUACCCACUCAUAGCAUUGCUGGUUUAUCCAUGCUGGCUGCUUUUCUGGAACAUCCUCUUCUGGAAGUAGCCCACAGGUCCACUGAAGGGUCUUGUGAGUGCGACCGCCCUCCGAAAUGUACUCAGGUCUGUCAUUGCUGGGUGAAUGUGAAGAAUUACCAGUUGAAUCCACUGGAGAGGAAAAAACAAUGUACUGUAGUUGUCUUGGAGAAGACGCAGCAACUCCAACUCCAUGUUUGGACAUUUGGUUAUUACGUUUACUCAAAAUAUUUCAGACUUUAAACAUCAGAGGCAUUUCUGAGUCACCAAAAACUAUUUGAAAGUGAGCAAAAUGAACUGAUUUCUACUUAACAUCAGUCUCAGAAUUACACAGUAUAGCUGCAUGAAGGGGAUGAGUUUCUCAAUAACUAUAAAAGUCACCGUUGGGUUGAUUUGUGUAAAAGGAGAUUUUGAUUAAAGACUUUUUUGGGGAUUUCUUCUAAAGGUUUUUUGGGGGGAUACAUAAAGAACAAUACAGUUUUUUUUUAUUAAUCAUACAGGAUGCUAAACAUUGACUCGGUACCAACAUAUAAAACAGUGAUAUAAUGGUAGAAACCAUUUUGGCCGUCUGCCUCUUUUUAAAAUGUUUGUCUGCAUUGGAACAAGCCAUCACUACAUCUAAUAUUUUUAUACUUGUUGAAACUUUGGUUUGUGUUUAUUUCAUAUUUAUGGCUGCCAAAAAUAAAAUACAUUUUGACACCUUCCUGUAUUAUCACUGCACAUACGUGCAUCUUAUUUACUGCGGCAAAUACAUAAAAACGUUCCAUUAGGACAGGGGUGUUCACGAAUUUGAUAUCAUUUACCGUGUCACAGAAUUAUUUAACAUUAUAAUCUGUAAUAUAAUAAACAUGGAUGAAAAAUAUUUUUUUUUAGUGUAGAAAAACACAAAAAAAGAGUGAAAUGACACUUUUCCUACAGAAAGAUUUCAGACCUGUUGCCACAGAUUAAAAGGACUUCCACAAAGGCCCUGUACGAACAUCUGGAGGGUUUACAGAGAACGGUCAAAGACAAAAUACCCAGUGAGCUGCAGUUCUCUGGUUAAACAUGCCUGUUUGAUGCUAGAGGUUGGAGAAGAAGACCACACUGCUUCAAGAUAAGACACAGAAAUAACCACAUUACAGCAAAGUAUGCUGAAGAGCAUCUUGAGCCUUAAAGCCGAUGGGCUACAGCAGCAGAAGAUCGCACCAGAUUCUGUUCACCUAGGAGCAGGAAGCUGAGGCUAUGAUUCACACUGCAGCCUUCUUGAGUAUUGAUGCUGACCGUGUUCAUGCCUUUAUGACCACAGUGGACCCAUCGUCUGAUGGCUGCAGGAUAACGUACCAUGUCAGAAAACUCAAAUCAUCUCAAACUGGUUUCUUGAUAUGACAAUGAGUUCACUCUACUCGCAUGGCCUCCACAAUCACAGAUCUCAAGCACCUUUGGGAUGAUGUGGAACAGGAGAUUAACAUCAUCUAUGUGCAGCUGACAGAUGUGCAGCAUCUGUACGAUGCCGUCAUGCCAUUCUGAUGGAUGUUUCCAGCACCUUGUCGAAUCUGCGCCAUGAAGAAUUAAGUUAAUUCUGAAGGCAAACAGAGGUCCAACCUCUUACUAGCAGGCUGUGCCUAAUAACGUGACAUUUGUAGAUCUCACAAGAACAGAAGAAACAGCAUUUAUUUUAAUUCCAUUUUGUUUAUUCAGAUAAUGUGAGCUUUUACAGUAUUAUGUACUGAAAACAGAUCAUUCUUUUGCUGUCACAUCUCAAAGAAACAAAUUAGAUCAGCUGCUAAAUGUACAAUUACUCAAUGCUCCUCUGGUAAAAAUAAUACAUGUAAUACAAUGUUAUACAAAAAUAAAAGCACUCAACAACCCUGUAAAUGCAUCACAAAUCCUUCUCUUUACAGCCACUGCUGCUUCUUUUUUUAUUUUAAAAACACUUUUAAUAUUCUUUUGGCACCAACAGAUGUCAUAUUAACAGACAGAAUAGGGUAUUGCACAAGGCUUCAACCUUUCUUAUCACUUCACAGUUGGCAGACACCGGAGUUUGACAUUUCCACAAAUUCAGCUCCAAUCAAAUUUACCUCCCUUCUCUUCCCACCUAAAAUAAAUAUUAGGCUGUCUGUGUUGCUUGCUCCACACACACACACACA
Pundamilia nyererei is the source of this 4101-nucleotide messenger RNA. RefSeq names its product glycosylphosphatidylinositol anchor attachment 1 (gene gpaa1). Gene Ontology annotation, cellular component: membrane; GPI-anchor transamidase complex. NCBI's taxonomy places the organism in Eukaryota, Metazoa, Chordata, Actinopteri, Cichliformes, Cichlidae. The transcript has 13 exons. The record is from RefSeq and is a predicted model, not a curated record. Gene Ontology annotation, biological process: attachment of GPI anchor to protein. Bases 159 to 2006 code for a protein of 615 amino acids.